Messenger RNA from Vollenhovia emeryi, 4331 nucleotides. RefSeq names its product E3 ubiquitin-protein ligase RNF169-like. The transcript is spliced from 4 exons. The coding region runs from base 204 to 2828 and encodes 874 amino acids. The record is from RefSeq and is a predicted model, not a curated record. Gene Ontology annotation, biological process: double-strand break repair. Gene Ontology annotation, cellular component: nucleus; site of double-strand break. NCBI's taxonomy places the organism in Eukaryota, Metazoa, Arthropoda, Insecta, Hymenoptera, Formicidae. Gene Ontology annotation, molecular function: nucleosome binding; metal ion binding; ubiquitin-protein transferase activity.
UUGCCCAGUUCGGCUCGCCGGGGGCAGGGGGAGCUCUGUCGUACCGACCGAGAACGGCGGACGACCAGGUCGCCGCGGGUUAUCACCGACGGCGGGCGCUGGCGUAGUCGGGCGCAGCGCGAGAGCGAGACAGUGCGCGAGUGGGAGUGCGAGCGGUGCGGUGGGUCAACUCGGCCGUCGUAAGCCGCGGGGAUUAUGCGAAGAUGUAUCUGAAGCGGGCGUCGAAGCUGCUGGACCUCACGGUGUCGCGCACCGCCGCGGACGUGCACCUGCGCGACCUGACGUGCCCGAUAUGCCGCGGCAUCCUGAUCGAGCCAGUGACGCUGCCGUGCACACAUAACCUCUGCCUGCGCUGCCUGCAGGGCACAUUCGAGCACAAUAGCCUGAGCUGCCCGCUGUGCCGCGUCCGGGUGGGCUCCUGGGUGCGCGCCGCCACCCGCUCCGAGACGCUGGUGAACCACGGCCUCUGGGAGCUGAUCAGGUCCAAGUUCCCGAAGGAGGUCGAGAGCAAGCACAAUGGUGAGGAGGGGGACCUCGGCUUGGACGCUGAUUAUGCGGCGAAUAGGAUACUCAGCGCGGCCGGGGAGAUACACCGGGAGUACAAGGCUCAACUUCAAAUGGCCGAGGCAGAGAUGCGACGUCAGAGGCAAGCGGAACAAAAAGCCAGCGAGGCCCUGAUUCAGCAGAUUCAGGCGGAGGACAACCAGUUGUUGGUGCAGCUGGCGCAGGAUCAGUUGCUGGCCAAGAGCCUGGCGAGGCAGCAGCAGAAGGAGGCGGCCAAGUGUUACAACGAGUGCCCGUCGGUGCCGAGUUACGCCUUCAACGAGCCCAAGUUCAACUAUACGACUGUGCGUGUAAAUAAUAUCGAGAUGCCACCGUUGGAAACCGCUCGCUUGGAGGGCAGGCACGUGGGUCUACCCGAGUCUGUCAGAGACAACUCGAAAACGAGGCAAAUGAACAUGUCGUUGUUGUCUAAGAUGGAGAUGUACUCCAACGUAUACGGCUCUAAGGAGGCGAACGUGUCUGGCGCGCACAAGAAUCCGGCCGCGUAUUGCUGCCAGAAGCAGAUGCCCGUCUACAACGCCGUCGCCAAGAAGCAUCAAACUGUGUCCAAGUUCACCCAACCGUGCGCUUCGAAUUACCCCGCGGAUCCGGGCUGCUCCACGUCCGGAGCUUACGCGAUGGAGACUAAGGAGGAGCUGCGAGUACCGAGCGACGUGGUGAACAGCAAGAAGAAGAGCCUUGGGGUGGAGGUGUGCAUGACGCUGGCCGACGACGACGAGAGGAUAGGAAGCGCCGAGAGUUCCGGCAGUCACGACAGCAUAAAUCAGGAGAUCCAUCACUUCAAGCCGAUUAAAACGGUGCCGAGGACGAAAUUGCUAAUUUCUUCAGAUGGAAAACAGGUGGAUCCGAGGUUGAUUAGGGUGAUCCCUAUUUUAAAGAAAGUGUUUAAUGCAGUGCCAAAACCUCCAUCGCCGACAUACGUGAAGCGCAUUGGAUGCUCUUGGAGCGCCUUCAGAGGUAAGAUAAGACAGGACGCGAGGGAAAAGCACGCUGCGCACAGUCUCAAGGAUAAUGCCGGGACAUCAAUUGAUCAGAAGCCGUCGACGUCGUUCACUCAUCCUCAACCGAUGUCGAAUAAGCUGACGACAAAGCCUCAGACAAACGACGCUAUCCGCCGACUCAAUUUUAUACCCGAACCGCCGUUCGAUAGCAACAAAAAUUAUACGAGGAAUGCAAACAAAGCAAUCAACGGCACUAAAGUGAAGAAGAAGUUGUUGGACGACGAGGCGGACGCAAGAAAAACACGCAAGUCUUGGCGGACGAGCGUGCGAAACGGCAUGGUAGCAAAAUCUAAACGAUAUAGGAACCUACGGAGCAGAAAGGAAGCCAGACUUACUGUGACGGACGAUGAGGACGAUCCGGCGGGCUCCAAUUCGUCAUUCAGUAAACCGAGUCCGCAAACCGGCGAGAGAAACGGUGACGAUGACGUGGCCGUCGAAAAUAUAGCGGAACGAAUUAAAAGGAGGAAAGAAAAUGCGGACAAAAAGACGCUGGAACCAGAAAUGGAAUCCAAUGCGUCUAAAAGAAGCAGAAUAGCAACGAGGAAGAAAGCGUCGUCCGAGAGGACAGAGGAGACACCCGCAGUGGAUCGUGCCACGUUCCCGACGUCUCAAGAGAGCGCGGAAACUGACGGGAGUUGCGCGAGAAGGGCGAAGCGGCGAAAAAAGAGCAGGAGCUCGCAAAAUACGGAAGAUCUGGAGAGAAACGAAGUCUCGACGGACGCUGCGUACGUCCCGAGGAAGUCCGCGCGAAACUUAACGAGGAUCUCUUCUAUGGCAAGCGAAUCGGAUGCCGCGCGCAACAAGAGUAACAGCAAGUUCAAUUACGACUCGCCGCCGGAGUCUUGCGACGAGACGGACGAGUGCGCCCCGGAGAGCGACCAUACCGUCGGUAUCUGCGUCGGCAAACUCCUCUCGGACGAAGAGGUGAUCGAGGAGCAGCAGCGCAUCGAGCGAUUGCUGCUGCAGGAACGAGAGGACUUCGAGCUGGCUCGUCGCUUGCAGACGCAGUUCGACGAGAUGGAGCGAAUAGCCGGACGCACUAGACGCUCGAGGCAAGUCGGCGGCGAGAGGAGCGUCAAUGUGAAUUUGCGCGAGAUGAACGCGACGAGGACGGUCCGCGGGACGGGCGGUGCGCGCAAAGCCGCGAAACGAAAAUCGAUGGUCGGUCGAGCCGCGGGCGCCGCGGCUAAGGGUCAGCGCGGCAGGCCGAAACGCAUGAAAAUCACAGUUGACACGCGCGAAGACGAGACGCGCACGCGAUAAUCGUGUUCACGGCGCGUGAGAACUCUCCACUAUUGGAUGUUCCUAUAAGCCAUAUGUUUGACGGAAGAGAAUUCUAUUUGAAACCGUAGACUUUUGUAUAGCGUCUUGUGUAUUUUUUAACGAAUCAUUUGCGUCGUAUCGAAUAUAUGUACCUGGAUACAUCGCGAGAGUACGAACGGGAAGCGGGUUGGAUUAUCUUCGGAUUAACGUCGUUUUCGGUGUCCGCACGGUAAAACGUCUACGUGCCGUUUUUUUUUUUUUUUGGUUCCUAACGCAUCGAUCGUGCACGUUUUUAAAAGUAUAGUGGCGAGAAACGCGCGUUGUGCUCAUGUAUGUACAUUCCUCCCCCCCUCCCUCGGAACGACCGGCCUAAAUUUUACCAAAUCUUGACCGAUAGAUUUUUUUUCUUUUCAGCGAGAAAAUUUUUUACGAUUGGAGUUGACGUUUCUCUGAGACACCUCGUAUCUAUAUUUCUAUUAGUCUCUGAAAGAGUGAAAUAUCGCAUUAUAAUCAAAACGAAGAAGAGCGACAAUAUUUGGGCGAGAACGUUGUUACAUUUAACUGGGAGCGAAAAAGAAUCGAGUGCGAGCCCGUAAUUUCGACGGCGAGAGAUACGCGAGAUUGAAACUGUAGUUUUAUACGGUGAUUACAUUUAUUUUUUAAGAGAGCUUGUCUAAGUAGAUUUAAGUCGCUACUCAUUAUAGCAGUCCCAUAACAACAUUAGGCAUAUGUAAAUUUAUUAAUUGCAAUAAUUCUCUCGUGAAAGUUCGAUUACGCGCUGACAGCUGACUGGUCUUUGGUUCCUUCGCUUUCAGCAAGGCGCUAAAUCGCGUAGUGAUGACCGCCGCGCGGUGUCAUGCUCGUUGUCGGUGGUUUCCGGCAGAAACUUUCUAUGGAGAACUACUCUAUCGAGAUAUGUGUAUUUGUAUUUCUAUGUGUCAUUCCCGUGAAAGUUAGUCAAAACCGAGAGAGAGAAAGAGAGAGAGAGAGAAAGAUUUAAUCGAGCUUCCAUUUUAGCAUAAAAAAAAGAGAGACGCAGAACCGUUUGAAACUCGAUUACCUCGAGCUAACGUUCACGGGGACCAUCUUUAUGUAAAGUUUGUUACGUGACAUUUAUACACCGACACCGUCGGGAGAGGCAGAUUAUAAUUUAAUAAUUGUGUAUAGCGUUAAGAGAGAUAACUAUAUGUUUGAUAAGAUCCGCUUGGUAUCGCAAUCGUCUGUCAGCUUCGACGGCCUUGAUUAUCAUACUGCAAUCGAAUUAAUUGUUACAAAUUAAAGUAAUUAUAUUAAGAGAGAAUCUAUACCCUAUGCACGAUCGUGCGACGGACUUAAUUCGCUGGGCGCAGAGGCUAUUUGUCAAAAAACAUAGUUUGCGAGCUACAGUUCCUUCACCGCUCACAGUUCCGUUUUCGGUAGGCUCGAAUUUUCUCUCGCCCGUACACGCCGAUCACAUUAGUUCGCAAUACUUUUUUAAUUGUUUUUUUUAUUGGGGGGGAGGGA